ACACACACCACACACACACACGCACAUUUUCCUAUUCUAAAUAUAGAUAUCUAUAUAUACCACAACAUCCUUUUUCCUGUUCCCGCAGUAAGAUAAACCCAUUCCGUCGUCAUCCUCAUCCGGGACCCAAAACGUCAUCGUGCGAUCUACCACGAUCCACAUUUCAUCGUUCAAACACCUUCACUAACCGUCAGCCGUGAUGGCCGACACAGGAGCAGGUGGUCGGAGCCACCAGAUGAAAGUCGUCCUCCUCGGCGAGGGCUGCGUCGGCAAAACGUCGCUCGUCCUCAGAUAUUGCGAAAAUAAGUUCAACGAGAAGCAUAUUAGCACUCUGCAGGCGUCGUUUCUAACGAAGAAGUUGAACAUAGGAGGCAAGCGAGUGACGUUGAACAUUUGGGAUACAGCAGGCCAGGAGCGGUUUCAUGCGCUCGGUCCGAUCUAUUACAGAGACAGCAAUGGAGCUCUGCUAGUGUAUGACAUCACAGAUCAAGAUUCCUUCCAGAAGGUACAGAAGUGGGUGAAAGAGUUGAGGAAGAUGUUAGGUGAUGAUAUAUGUUUGUGCAUAGUCGGCAAUAAAAUAGACUUGGAGAAAAACAGAACAGUCGAAGUCAGUGAGGCAGAAAGUUACGCACAAGCGGUUGGUGCGAAACACUUCCACACGUCGGCGAAACUGAACAAAGGCAUCGAAGACAUGUUCUUAGAUCUAUGCAAACGAAUGAUCGAGAGAGCUCCUAAGGCAGGCAUAGGUGCCGGGAUGGGAACGUAUGGUGGCCAACGUGGCGUCGACAUCAUCGACGACGAACCCGAGAGACGUAACGGUGGUUGCUGCUCUUGAGUUAACUUACCCACCUCGUUUGGUAUCUGUAUUUGUGUAUGAUAAUGUGCCACUGGAGUAUAUGAUGGACUGUUGAAUGUGGCUUUGUUAGCUAUGUGGGAGGCUUUAUCUUGUACACAUGACAAGGGUCUAAACCA
Molecule: messenger RNA, 972 nt
Organism: Corticium candelabrum
Lineage: Eukaryota; Metazoa; Porifera; Homoscleromorpha; Homosclerophorida; Plakinidae
Product: ras-related protein Rab-21-like
Exons: 8
Coding region: 200-835 (211 amino acids)
Biological process (GO): Rab protein signal transduction
Cellular component (GO): endosome; Golgi apparatus
Molecular function (GO): GTP binding; GTPase activity
Source: RefSeq, a predicted model, not a curated record